AUGGACGAGGCGGGCCGUGGAAGCACGCGGCCGACCCCGCUCUUGGACAACAAGGGACAGGAGACGACGGUUCCGCCGCAUUUAGGCGACGGCCCGGCUAUCUCGGCGGUCAUGUUCACCGCCGGCGUGCUGGGCAACCUGACGGCGCUGGUGCUGCUGGUGCUGGCGCGGCGCCGUCGGCUAGCGCGGCGGGAGCGCCUAGCUCCUUUCCACGUGCUGCUGAUGGCGCUGGUGUUGACCGACCUGCUGGGCACUUGCCUGCUCAGCCCGGUGGUGCUGGCGGCUUACGGGCGCGGACAACACAGACCGAUGCGGCUGGACGGGCGCGACUGCCACUACUUCGCCUUCGCCAUGAGUUUCUUCGGCCUGACUACCAUGAGCUGCCUGGGCGCCAUGGCGCUGGAGCGCAGCCUGGCCAUGGCCGCGCCGUACCUAUACGAGCGGCUGCUGAGCGGGCGGCCCCUGGCGCUGCUGCUGGGAGCCCUGGCCGGCCUCUACGGCCUGGCCGCCGCCUUCUGCGCCCUGCCGCUGAUGGGUUUCGGCAGCUACAAGAACUAUUGGCCGGGCUCGUGGUGCUUCAUCGAGAUGUCCUCCAAUGGCAGAACCAAGGCCUUUGCGUUGCUCUACGCUUCGGUGCUGCUGCUGCUCAUCCUGGCCGUCCUGCUGGGCAACCUGGUGGUCAUGGUCAGCCUCUGCCGCAUGUACCUCAGGCGCGCGCACACCCGGCUGCCCGCCGCCUGCCGUUGCCCCACGCUGGGCGCUCAGCUGCGCGCCUGCCGCCAGCCGGAGUCUCGCGGGGAGCGCGCGCAGGGUGCCAGGAGGGCCUUCUCCAUGUCCGAGGAGGUGGAUCACCUCAUCCUGCUGUCCAUCAUGACCAUCAUCUUCGCCGUCUGCUCCCUGCCUUUUACGUGUGAUGAAAACCUGCUGAGAAUUACACUCGGAGGGUGA
This is a messenger RNA of Thamnophis sirtalis, 948 nucleotides long. The record is from RefSeq and is a predicted model, not a curated record. Lineage: Eukaryota; Metazoa; Chordata; Lepidosauria; Squamata; Natricidae.